AUGGCCAAGUGCCAAUUACUCCAUGUCAAGUGUAUUGCUCUUCCAUUUACUGAUGGCCAGUAUCAGCAGGGAAGCCACGGAAAUAGAUCUGAUGGGGAUACUGCUGCUGCUGGACUGAAAGUUUGCACAGUUAUUUGGGGAGCGAACAGCCCGUGA
Dovyalis caffra is the source of this 156-nucleotide messenger RNA. The record is from the annotation of a GenBank genome assembly. Lineage: Eukaryota; Viridiplantae; Streptophyta; Magnoliopsida; Malpighiales; Salicaceae.